GUUUCUGCACUGAAGAACAGAUUGAAGAAAGUCUCUACAACCACUGGAGAUGGCGUUGCAAGAGCAUUUCUAAAAGCACAAGCAUCUUUCUUUGGGAGCUACAGAAAUGCCCUGAAAAUUGAACCUAAAAAAAAGGACAGAAGCAGGUUGCCAGUAAAGGGUCUGUUCUGCCUGAUCAACUCAAAAAUUCAUGUUGAGGGUGAACCCAUCACUUUUUGUGAAGAAACAUUUGUGUCCCAUCGUUCUGCUGUCAUGAGGCAGUUUCUUCAGAACGCCAUUCAGCUCCAGCUCUUUAAGCAGUUCAUUGAUGGCCGUCUGGAUCUUCUUAACUCUGGAGAAGGCUUCAGUGAUGUUUUUGAAGAAGAGAUAAAUAUGGGAGAAUAUGCAGGUAGUGACAAAUUGUACCACCAGUGGCUCUCUACAGUAAGGAAAGGAAGUGGAGCCAUUUUAAACACAGUAAAGACCAAGGCUAACCCUGCCAUGAAGACUGUCUAUAAGUUUGCAAAAGAUCAUGCAAAAAUGGGAAUAAAAGAAGUGAAAAACCGCUUGAAGCAAAAGGACAUUGCUGAGAACGGGUGUUCUGCAGCGCCAGAGGAAGCUCUACCAAGGACAGCGCCUUCUCCAUUGGUUGAGAAGAAGGACCCCAAAUUAAGAGAAGACAGAAGACCAAUCACAGUACAUUUUGGUCAGCAGCAAAGACUCCGUCCGCCUCGGCCACCGCCUCCAAAGAUACAGCGUUCAUCUAGGCCCGUUCGCCCGCCAAGACCUCAUGUUGUUAAGAGACCCAAGAGCAAUAUUGCUGUGGAAGGACGAAGGACUUCUGUUUCUAGUCCAGAACAGCCUCAGCCGUACCGGGCCCUGAAAGAAUCUGAUAGUGCCGACGGGGAAGAGGCGGUCAGUCCAGAAAAAUCAAAAGAGCCUCUGCCUCCAAGCCCUCUGCUCUCCAGCAAGGCCACAGAAAUCAACCUCCUCGAAGACAUUUUCCCUAACUUAGAAGUCGAAACACAGCCUCAGCCUCUCAGCCAAGCUAAGAGCCUAGAAGACCUGCGGACUCCCAAAGAAGAGGGGGAUCAGCGAUGCACGUUUGAUUACCAGAGAAUGGAUCUUGGUAUGUCUGAGAGGAACAGGAUUGUGCCAACCAUGAAGCUGUCUCACGCUUACAACAAGCUGUGGAGUAUGGGUCACGAUGAUAUGGCUAUUCCUACCAAGUAUUCCCAAAGCUCACCGGAACGGCCCUUGACUGCACUUGGUAACAUGCCCCCAAUCGCAAGGAGACCCUGGAGCAGAGACAGCAUUCCGGCUCCUGCAGAAAAGGAUGAAUCCAAUCCUGCCAUUCAAGGGAACAUCACCAUUCCUAGGCCACAGGGAAGAAAGACUCCUGAACUGGGGAUAGUGCCACCACCGCCAGCACCCAGGGCUUCCAAGCACCAGACUCCAGCUGGACCAACAGAAACUCUCACCGCCCACGCUACAGGACGUAGCCAUUUGGUUUCAGAUCUCAUCCCAGAGCCCUUCGGAGCUGGUAAUGUGUCCUUAGACCCUGAAAUCCAGCAGUCUGUAAAUUAUUCCUCUCAUCCGUCUCAGCUUUUGUCCAGUGCUACCAGCACUGCUGAGAUGCUCCAACCUGUCAAGGUGAAGACAGAUAAUACAGGUAACGAAAGCGACUACCUUCUAAAUCUCCUGGAUCCAUUAAAAACAGCCAGCUGGCAAAGCAGCGGCCCACCGCAAGGUCCCCGCAGCCUGCAAAGCUCAGCCACCCCACCUUCUGCAGCUGGCUUUGUCUCAGUGGCAAGUGACUUCGUGUCUCCUCCAGCUGCACCAUUUGUGCAGCCGCUUGGUUAUCCUGCCCCAGCACCACCACCUUUUUUGCAGCCAUCUCCUAAUCCGUUUACGCAAACAGUGCCAGGAGCCCUUUCGGUGUCUCUAGUUAGACCCCCCAGGGGCUCUUUCACCCCCUCUUUAGGUCACGCUUAUAGCUCUAGCUUCAUAACACCCAAUUCUACCUUCUACCCACCACAAAGAGCUCAACCAAGCAUUUCAACACUAUCCAUGCCAAACCUGUUUAGCCAGGUUCCAGCCGUGCCGCCAGCUAGCUCCUUAUUGCUGCAGAGCCACAGCCCUUCUCCCACAAGCUCUCUACAGCCAGCGUGUUUAAGUGGGCCUUCUAAAACCAGAACGUUACCGGUGGGCCAGUCCAGCUCAAAGGUAGAUCCCAAACAAGCACUAGCUCUCCUGUCUAAUGAACCCCCUUUGAUCCCUUCCAGGCCAGCUAAGGGCUUAGAGUCAGUGUUACUAUCCUCAAAAUCUGAGGAGACAAAAGAUCCAUUUGAAGAUUUGUUAAAAAAGACAAAGCAAGACGUGUCAUCCACACCAGGUAAGGUAGAGCAGCUCAGAAAGCGAUGGGAAACCUUUGAGUAA
Molecule: messenger RNA, 2418 nt
Organism: Pelecanus crispus (Dalmatian pelican)
Lineage: Eukaryota; Metazoa; Chordata; Aves; Pelecaniformes; Pelecanidae
Source: RefSeq, a predicted model, not a curated record